Molecule: messenger RNA, 438 nt
Organism: Setaria italica (foxtail millet)
Lineage: Eukaryota; Viridiplantae; Streptophyta; Magnoliopsida; Poales; Poaceae
Product: L10-interacting MYB domain-containing protein
Exons: 2
Coding region: 1-438 (145 amino acids)
Source: RefSeq, a predicted model, not a curated record
AUGAAUCAUAACCAUGCCAACUGGGAUGAGGGCACGACGAAAACUUUGCUGGACUUGUGCAUUGCUCAGAAGAACCAGUUCAAUUGGAGCAACAGAUGCCUUAGUAAGUUGGGAUGGAAGAACGUGUACCGCAGCUUCAACCAACAGACUGGGUUGCAUUUGGGCAGCAAGCAGCUGCAGAACAAGCUCAACGCCCUGCGGAGAACAUUCCUGAGCUGGACGGCCUUGCAAAACCAAUCUAGUUUAGGGCACGACACACAAACUGGUGGUGUUGCUGCUGAUCCCACCUAUUGGGAGGACGACGAAGCGGACACCAGUGAUGGUGCUGCCCCGCCGAGGUCCCAGCCGAGUUCUGUUAAGGCUCCACCUUUCCUCGAAGAAUUGUAUGAGUUGUAUGGCCAUGACCCCCAAGACAGGGGCACCUUGCUGACGACAUGA